Messenger RNA from Anopheles stephensi (Asian malaria mosquito), 1500 nucleotides. RefSeq names its product DNA repair protein RAD51 homolog A (gene spn-A). NCBI's taxonomy places the organism in Eukaryota, Metazoa, Arthropoda, Insecta, Diptera, Culicidae. The transcript has 2 exons. Gene Ontology annotation, molecular function: DNA strand exchange activity; ATP binding; double-stranded DNA binding. The record is from RefSeq and is a predicted model, not a curated record. Bases 344 to 1363 code for a protein of 339 amino acids. Gene Ontology annotation, cellular component: condensed nuclear chromosome. Gene Ontology annotation, biological process: mitotic recombination; reciprocal meiotic recombination; DNA strand invasion.
GCAUUUGUUUACAGUUUCCGCCGGCCACUGCUGUCAUCGCAUGUGUCAAAGCAGGCCAAAUUCUCGUAAAAACAUGAACGAUUUGUGUCCGAGCAUUUUUGUUUGAUUUGCAAAUGUUUGGCGUUGUUCAAUGAACGCAAUACCGAGCGGAGCGCAAUCCGGCUGAAAUAAAACGCGAGAUUUAAACGGAAAACACCUAAAAGUUGCUUAUCUUUCAUUGUGCAAAACAACUUCGUCAAGUGUCAAGGCAGCCUGUUGGAAAGUGCGCCAAAUCGUCAAAACAAAUACGAGGCAAGGUAAACAAUACUUCCGCAAAUCGGUGCUUUAAGCCAUCUCCCAAAAAAUGGCACAAAUGGAAAAGUCUUUACAAUCUGCCUCGACAGUGGAAGACGAGGAGGACUACGGACCGUUGUUGAUCGGGAAGCUUGAGGGCAAUGGAAUCACAAACGGAGACAUCAAAAAGCUUGCCGAGGCCGGCUUUCACACCGUCGAAGCGGUUGCAUAUGCACCGAAAAAGCAACUGCUUGCGAUCAAAGGCAUUUCCGAGGCGAAAGCGGACAAAAUACUCCAGGAAGCGACGAAGCACGUACCGAUGGGUUUUACGACGGCAACCGAAUACCACCAGAAGCGGUCGGAAAUUAUCCAGCUGACAACGGGUUCGAAAGAGCUGGACAAACUGCUCGGCGGUGGCAUUGAGACGGGCAGCAUCACGGAGAUAUUUGGCGAGUUUCGAACUGGCAAAACGCAGCUGUGCCAUACGUUGGCCGUCACCUGCCAGCUGCCGGUGAGCCAGAACGGUGGCGAAGGCAAAUGUUUGUACAUCGACACGGAGGGUACGUUCCGACCGGAGCGACUGCUAGCUACCGCCGAACGGUACAAACUGGUCGGGGCGGACGUGUUGGACAAUGUGGCGUACGCGAGAGCGUACAACACCGACCACCAGAUGCAUCUGCUGAUGGUUGCGUCGGCCAUGAUGGCAGAAUCCCGCUACGCGCUUAUCAUCGUGGACAGUGCCACCAGCCUGUACCGGACGGAUUACAGUGGACGGGGGGAGCUAGCGGCACGGCAGACACAUUUGGCCAAAUUUUUGCGCAUGCUGUUGCGGCUGGCCGACGAGUUUGGGGUGGCGGUUCUGAUCACGAACCAGGUCGUCGCACAGGUGGACGGUGCGGCAAUGUUCAAUCCGGAUCCGAAGAAACCGAUCGGUGGCAAUAUCAUAGCGCACGCCUCUACCACCCGGCUGUACAUGCGUAAAGGUCGGGGUGAAGCGAGAAUCUGUAAAAUUUACGAUUCACCGUGUUUGGCAGAAGGCGAAGCCACGUUCGCUAUCAAUCCGGAUGGCAUUGGCGAUGUGAAGGAGUAGUGGGGAGCCGGGAAACCACCUCCCAGGGAUGCGCAUGCUGUCGAAGGGAGCGUGGCGAUACGGUAUGUUAGAUAGAAAUGUCCGUAAAAUGCUGGUUAUUUUGAUAAAUGUAAUACAACGACUAUUUUUUUAUAAAA